Nymphaea colorata (pocket water lily) is the source of this 906-nucleotide messenger RNA. RefSeq names its product germin-like protein 5-1. The transcript has a single exon. The record is from RefSeq and is a predicted model, not a curated record. Bases 71 to 736 code for a protein of 221 amino acids. Lineage: Eukaryota; Viridiplantae; Streptophyta; Magnoliopsida; Nymphaeales; Nymphaeaceae. Gene Ontology annotation, cellular component: cell wall; plasmodesma. Gene Ontology annotation, biological process: plasmodesmata-mediated intercellular transport; regulation of root development. Gene Ontology annotation, molecular function: manganese ion binding.
UGCCUCCUCCCACUGCCCCUCCCUCUCUCUCUCUCUCUCUCUCUCUCUCUCUCUCUCUCGCGUUCAAGCCAUGGCGGCCACCGGUGCAUGCAUAUUCGCCACCCUUCUUUCCCUGCUGAUACUGCACAUAUCCGGCAGCUGGGCAGCGGACCCGGACAUGCUGCAAGACAUCUGCGUCGCCGACCUCGCCUCCCCUGUCAAGCUUAACGGGUACGCCUGCAAGGAGUCGUCCAAAGUGAACGCCUCCGACUUCUUCUUCGCCGGUCUGGCCACCGCCGGUGCCACCAACAACAGCAUGGGCUCGCUCGUGACGGCGGCCAACGUUCAGAAGGUCCCCGGUCUCAACACGCUGGGCGUCUCCCUAUCCCGCAUCGACUACGCCCCAGGCGGCAUCAACCCUCCGCACACGCACCCCCGCGCCACAGAGAUGGUCUUCGUGCUGGAGGGCACGCUCAACGUCGGCUUCAUUACGACCGCCAACGUUGUGAUCAGCAAGACCAUCACCAAGGGAGAGGUGUUCGUCUUCCCCAGGGGUCUCGUCCACUACCAGCAGAACGCCGGCGACUCUCCCGCCGCGGUGAUCGCUGCGUUCAACAGCCAGCUGCCGGGCACGCAGUCCAUCGCUGCCACCCUCUUCGCGUCCUCACCACCGGUUCCUGAUUCAGUCCUGGCUAAGGCCUUCCAUAUUGGAACCGGGCAAGUCGAGAAGAUCAGGGGCAGAUUUGCACCAAGCUGAGACGGCAAUGGCUAGACCUAGCAUCUCUGCUGAAUGGGUCCAAGGAUUUUUCUUCUUUUCUAUUUGGUAUUGUAAUGUUCUAACUUCCUCUCUCUGUUCCCUGUCUUUUGAGUGAUUGUCAGACAGCAAUAAGUUGAUCAAUAAAGACGCGUGUGCCACAUUUGAUGUCA